AUGGGCGCCUGGGCCUUCCCCGCAGCCCUUUUCCUUCUCUGCCUGACUUCCGAGAGCCUGCAAGGGCUGCCCCCGCUGCCUCCUGGCCUGGGGAAAGUCUAUGGCCCCCACAGUGGCCUGGGAGCGGGCUAUGAUGGGGGCGUGAAGCCACAGAAGCCAGGAUUCGUGGUCAGGCAUGGGCUGGGAACCCAGCCAGGGUUCAGGACCUUCCCAGGUGCUGCAGCCCAGCCAGGAUAUGGAGACAGGCUGGGAGCAGGGGCCUUUCCAGUGGCCGGAGCCCAGCCAGGAUUGGGGCGCAGAAGUGGUUUGGGUGCUGGCACUCUUCCAGGGGCAGGAACCCCACCAGGAUACAACAAUGGAAACGGACCAGGAACCCAGCCAGGUCUUGCCGCUCAAAAUGGCUUUGGACCAGGCUUUGGAGGGGGUGGAAAACCCCAGAAGCCAGGCCCCACCGCUCUAAAUGGCUAUAGACCAGGCUAUGGGGGGGCCAUGAAACCCCAGAAGCCAGGAUUCCAAUACAGGAUUGGGCUGGGAGCCCAGCCAGGCUUUAGAGGGGACAUGAAGGCACAGGAGCCAGUCUUGACAGCCCAGAACGGAUUUGGAUUUGGAUUUGGAGCAGGCCUUGGAGGGAAUGUGAAGCCUCUGAAGCCAGGAUAUGGGAAGAGGCUGAGAGCAGGGGCCUUCCCUGGGGCUGGAACCCAGCCAGAAUAUGGCCAUGGAAAUGGACCAGGAGUCCAGUCAGGCCUAGGAGCGGGGAUGAAGCCUCAGAUGCCAGGCCUGGGAGCUCCAAACGGCUAUGGACCAGGUAGGGGCGGGGCUGGGGUUCCAGGAGGUCCAGAGUGGAGGCCUUGGGUCCCUCACUUGCUCCCUUUCUCUCCACCAGGCUAUUUGGGGGUUGCGAAGGCCCAGAAGCCAGCUGCUGGAGAGGGAAUGAAACCGCAGAAGCCAGGCCUGCGAGGGACCAUGAAGCCUCAGAAGUCAGGAUAUGGCCAUGAAAAUGGGCCCUGGCCAGGUCCCUGCAAUGCGAGGGUCGCUCCGAUGCUCCUCCCCAGGCUUCCCACUCCAGGGGUCCCUUCGGACAAAGAGGGUGGCUGGGGCCUGAAAUCCCAGGCCCCUUCCACAGUGCAGAAUGGCAAGUUACCACGUCACCAGCCUCCAAAUGGCUACGGACCAGGAGCAGAACCAGGUUUUAAUGGUGGCCUCAAGCCACAGAAAAUUGGUUUAGGUUAUGGGAAUGGUGUCCUGGGAGCCAGGGUCUUCCCCGAGGCCCACCCACAGCCAGGGUUCCAUGGGGCCAAUGGUUUUAGGAAUGGAGAUAGGGUGGAAGCUCUGGUGUACCCCAAAGCAGCGGCUCCAGCCCCUGAAGGAAAUGGGCAGGCCGGCGUGCUAUGGAACUCUCGCUGGCCCACCCUCCAGGCCUGGGGGGCCGGCUUGAAGCCUGGAUAUCAGGCUGGAGAUGAAUAUGCUGAGGCCAGGAGCCAGCCAGGGGGCCCCGACGUGAAAAGAGGCAGCAAUGGCCAGCUGGGGAAUGGCUACGGAGGCCACUGCCCUCUGGGGAAAUGCUGAGCACUGCAGUGCCCCUACGAGUCCCUCUGCCUCACACCCUCGCCUGCCCAGCAAGGAAGACAGACCCUCGGGCUUGGCCUCCGGUGCUGCCUGGCCGGGGGUCUCCUCCGUGCUAGAACCACAAACGUGCUUCCCUGCUUGCCUCCACGUGCCAUGCAAGGGGCUUGCCGAUCAGGGUGGGAGUGGCAUGGGCCUGCAGCCACCACCCAGCACCUCAUUCAUUCAUUCGACAAACAUCAAUGAGGCCAUGUGCCAGGGACCAUGUUCCCAACAGGAGAAACCAUGAGAAGAAAGCAGACUCGAUCAACGCCUGCCCUCAAGGAGGGCAUCACUUGAUCACCGCCUAGUGGGGGAACCAUAUCCAAGUUAGGAGACUUG
Messenger RNA from Symphalangus syndactylus (siamang), 1944 nucleotides. RefSeq names its product glycine rich extracellular protein 1 (gene GREP1). The record is from RefSeq and is a predicted model, not a curated record. NCBI's taxonomy places the organism in Eukaryota, Metazoa, Chordata, Mammalia, Primates, Hylobatidae.